Molecule: messenger RNA, 840 nt
Organism: Cryptotermes secundus
Lineage: Eukaryota; Metazoa; Arthropoda; Insecta; Blattodea; Kalotermitidae
Product: tigger transposable element-derived protein 6-like
Exons: 2
Coding region: 1-840 (279 amino acids)
Molecular function (GO): nucleic acid binding
Source: RefSeq, a predicted model, not a curated record
AUGGAGGUGGAGGGAUAUGAACCUGAAAACACAGCGAACGGUGAUGGGACUGGACAGUUCUUCCGCGCGCUUCCGAAUAAAUCGCCAUGUCUGAAAGGUGAAAAUUUUUCGGGCGGAAAACUGCGCAGAGAAAGAUUGGCUGUUUCUCUGUUUGGUUUUAUGUCAGGUGAAAUGGAGAAACCCUUGGUGAUCUGCAAGACAGCAAAGUCACAGUGCUUCCGAAGCCUGGACAUACGGAAACUUGCCUUUGAGCGGAGAUCCGACAAAAAGGCAUGGAUGACGUCACAGAUCAUGAAGGAAUGGUUAGCAGCUUUCAAUUGCAGAAUGACAAUGCAAAAGCAGCAUGUUUUGUUGUUCUUGGAUAAUGCAACAUGUCACCCCCAUACCGAACAUUCCAAAGUGCCUCUUGCUUGGUUCCCUCCAGUUACCACUAAUGUUUCUCAACCAGUGGAUCAUUGCAUCAUUCGGCAUGUUAACGUCCACUCUCAUGAGUUAUUAAUACAAUCUUUGCUCGCCAAAAUAGAUCCUACAUCAUCCGGCUGUGAACUUGCAAGAACUGUCUCGGCUCUAGGUGCGGUUAUCUGGAGUCAGAGCAUUGUGUCUCAGCAGUGGAAUGCCCUUCACGGUUUCAACAGCAUUGUGUCUCAGCAGUGGAAUGCACUUCACGGUUUCAACAGCAUUGUGUCUCAGCAGUGGAAUGCACUUCACGGUUUCAACAGCAUUGUGUCUCAGCAGUGGAAUGCACUUCACGGUUUCAACAGCAUUGUGUCUCAGCAGUGGAAUGCACUUCACGGUUUCGGUGUCUCAGCACUGGGCUACCUGCCCCAGGAUAAUGACUGA